Amphiprion ocellaris (clown anemonefish) is the source of this 4120-nucleotide messenger RNA. It is a transcript of the gene kncn, whose product is annotated as kinocilin. Lineage: Eukaryota; Metazoa; Chordata; Actinopteri; Pomacentridae. The record is from RefSeq and is a predicted model, not a curated record. Bases 3492 to 3947 code for a protein of 151 amino acids. The transcript is spliced from 6 exons.
UUCUGACAGCACAAGGUUUGAGUUGUGUGGCUCUCUCUGGGCUCUCUCUCUCUCUUCGUUUUCCACAAGAUGGCUGAGUGUGGGUCACAUGACAGCAGACAGAAACCCGUAUGCCGUAGAAAGAUUUGCUGACUGAGAAUAUCUGCUGCAGUUACAGAAAUGCCAAUGUGAAUCAAAAGAAAAGGGAUUUUGGCUGGCCCCGAAGUCAACAACUGCUAUUCCUACAGAUGAACAUGCCAUUGGAGUCUCCAGAAAACGUGAUGGUGAUACAUAGGAGGUAUCUAACUGAGCUGAUGACCUCAGUGAGUGUGAGGAACAACUGAUGCUAUCAUGGGGAAGCCAUUGAGUUGGUAAUAAUUAUGCUAAUUGGUUUUUGUUUUGAGCUGCUGGUAUGAUUUUUUUCUGGAGAGGUUUUUUCAUGUAAGUGUAAUUUUGUAGUAAAGAGAUGUUUCAUGAGGCCACUACAGAUGUGAGACCAUAGCAGUAAAUCAUGAUAAAAUACAGUUAAUCUUCUUAUGCUCUUAACCUGUGGUUGCUGUUGACAGAACAGCACUACUUGAUCACUACGAGGAUAACAGGUGUGUCCUCAAUUAGAUUAACACAAAGUGAUUAAGAGCAUUUAGAUUACGUCCUGGAGAACUUGCCACAGUUGUAUUUAUGCCUUCUUUCUUUUUUAAUCGUAAUACACAAAUACAAUAAUAAUAGAAGUGUUUAAUGUAGUUCGAAUGAAAAGUGCACUUUAAUCGUCACAGAGCAAUUCUCGGCAUAAAGAUAUGACCCCGACGUGAUUUGAACACGCAACCUUCUGAUCUGGAGUCAGACGCGCUACCGUUGCGCCACGAGGUCUGCGUUAAAGGCGGGGUAUACAGAGAAGAUAAACGGGAGCAUGUACAAACAAUUCAAUAUUCUUUUGCAUCUUUUUUUGUCUAUGGACUCCAGAUUUGACGUAGGCUACAAAAAAUAGAAGAGGCGUGAGAAAAGCAAAACUGCACAUUUGGCAUACGAAGCAACUGUACAUAUCUUUAAAAGCGUGUAAAUAAUAAAAUAUUAACGUGACGUAGACUAAAAUGGUUUGUUCGCUUUUCCUUUAAAAUAUCACAAUAAUAUACAUUUGGUGACCCGAAGAGGUAGUUGACUGCAUACAGAGAGAAAGUACAGGUUGCAGCUCCGAAAGCUGAGUAUAUCCAAUAGUGAAGCUGAGUUCGACAACGUCAUCUGUGGCCGGUUAGCUCAGUUGGUUAGAGCGUGGUGCUAAUAACGCCAAGGUCGCGGGUUCGAUCCCCGUACGGGCCAUUUCUUUUAACGUCGCAAAGGCACAACAUGCUGAACAAUCCCUACAAGUGCGUAGCAUCCUUUUAUCGUUGAACCAGAAAAUAUUCAUUAACUAUUACCGCAAAGUUAAGAUGUAGGUGAAGUUUUUUAAUGCUUACUGCUGUUUGAUGCUCACAAAUGCGAUUAACAGCUGCAUGAACAGCUGAAGUGUUUGUCGCAUUUUCAGUACCGUACCAGCGUGAGUGAUGGUACCAACGUACUCUUCAUACUAAAAUAAUUAUCUUCUUUUUACACUUGCUCCACACGUCAUUCUGCCUGCUGCGUCACAUUGUUGCUUUUAUCUGCCUCGCAGUCGGAAAAAGGAAAGGCGGAUGCAUGAGAAAACAAAAAUGCAAGGGUUGCUGUAGCCUAGUCCUGCUCCAAAGUCCACAGAACUAGGGGUCUCCCGAUGUCGCUGUACAGUGCGUUGGUGGUAUAGUGGUUAGCAUAGCUGCCUUCCAAGCAGUUGACCCGGGUUCGAUUCCCGGCCAACGCAUACGCUUUUAUUUAUUUAUUUUUUUGUCUUCUGUGUUAUUCUGGAUAAUCAAGACACUGCUGUCUGUGCAGCAGUCUGGUGAUUUCUUUUCAAACCUCUGACAGAUGUUGCUGCUCAAAAUGUUUGUAAUCAUAUCCUGGGUCCAUAAAUUAUAAUCAGUGUUUAUAAACAAUGGCAAAUACUUAAAAGCAAUUUGUAGUCUUACUUGUGCGAAAUCAGCUGUUUUUUUUGUGGUGUCACACUGCUAUUGACCUCGAAGACAUAGAAAGAUGAGUGUCAUUUGUGUCAUCUAGCACAAUCGGAAUACUCUGUUUGAGAGUGUUUAUUUGGUUGCCCGGAACCUCUUCUAACACCAUUUAUGCAUCAUAGUGUUAACAUUUCCCUACUCAUACAAGUGUAGUAACCCAAUAAUAAAAGAAGAAUCACUUCAGACAGGCAGUGCAGAUUUCAUUUAACUAAUAUUUUAGUACCUUCUUUACCAGGUUUUUAAAAGGCAUUUUGUUGCUUUUAACUGAUGUAUCACCUCAUGCUGAUGUGAAAACAGGACAGUUGACCCUGAAUGAAUGGCCAGGUCUGUGUAGAGUGGAUGGACUUCGCAAAUGCUUUGCAUGGUCUGUCCUCAACAUUAUUACUUCUGCUAAUGUGUUGACAGGCAUUCAUAUUGUUAUUGCAGCUUUUUAAUUUUCUCUGAGAGAAUAUGUAAUUGUGACUCAGAAGGACUUUUAACUGUUCGGGCCUGUAAAACAUGUGUAACUAAGACAGAUAAAGUUUGACAGGGGGUUGCAAAUUACCGUAGCUUGAUUUUAAAGCAGACUCCGUCAGUAUUAGCAACAUAAUAAUAAACAUAGCAUAAAUGUAGACAUGUGGCACUAGAGUAAAAUAGAAGGAGUUUACUUGUUGAACAGGAAAUGUGCCACUGUUUCUCCUCUACCCAGUAAGUUCAUUUGUUAUCCUAUUCACCGGUGUUAAUCCUGCUUACCCUCUUUUUGCCUCUGUUGCCAUGGAUAUGCUAUUCCUAUGGCAACUGCAUGCUUUUGUGGAUGGCCUCGGGCCCCCACCGUAGAGGACUCUCUGAACCUUUCAUUACACAUUCCCUUCAAGCUUGCAGACAAAUGACACAAGUAGCACAUAGUCCAACUCUGACUGUCGCCUCUUUUCUCUCUGCCCUCUGCUCCUCUUUCUCCCUCUUUGUGUCUCUGUGCUGCUCUGCCCAUGCAGUCAUACCACUAUCCCUUACCUCUAAGUCCUUAACGUACUGGCUGUUUGUCAUUUAAGUGUUAAUUUUGUGUAAAUUACACUCGAUGUACAUGACACUGGAUGCCAGUGCUGGUAUGAAAAGGACUGUGAUCAGAUUUGUAGCGUGCGUAUCGCUGUCAUAAGAGUCAGCGCCCCAAGCUUUCUCAUUUUCACUGGCAAUGGAAACCAGAGCUCCAUCUUUAAAGAUGCAUGAGACAUCUUGAGAAACACAGCGUAGAGAUGGAGGCUCUGCCAGUGAAAGUGUUUCUGUGUCAGAGAGAGUGAAAGACGGGGAGGGGCGAGGCUCGUGUAGAUGACAGUAAAGCUGCCACAAGCAGUGAGGGCCCAAGUUAAAGCAGAGCAAAGUGUCAGGACUUUUCACUCUGCGUGUGUGUGUGUGUGUGUGCGUGUGUGUGUGUGGGGCAGGUGGGGGGCCUCCACCUGCUGAAUGAACCCUGUCAGCGUCGGGGAGUACCAUGGGCUGCGGGUGGGCUCGGCCCUGCUCAGCAUUGUGGCGGGCUGCAUCAUCAUCGGGGUGUCCAGGGAGUGUGAUGCUGAUGCUGUAGGAGGCAUCUUCCUGGGAGCGGGAGGCCUCGGCCUGCUCAUAUCAAUCUACCCCUUCAUCAAAGCCUGGCUGAACAUCAACCACAUUCUUCCAUCCUUUGGAAACUUUAGAGUGCACCCGACGGCCAAUCCUGCUCCGGAUCAACCAGCCGAGACACUAAGACGAGAAGGAACUCAGAGUCAAAUGAAUCUGGAACGUUCUAAGAGUCGUAUGGGGACCUUUGUGGAGGGCGGACCAGUGACGGAGAUCAACCCAGAAGAGGGGACUUCUUCGGACAUGCCAGAUGUGUUAUCGAGACGGAAACUAAAGCAGUCGCCUGCUGAAGCAGACCUGCCAUGAUGUCAUCACAUGACAUGAGUUUCUGCGUUACUCUUGCACGCAUGUACGCUGUUGAUUUGAAUCUUUUUUUUUCUGUCCAGUUGUUGUAUCAUCUGAACUUGGCCUGUUAGUUGAGAUUACCUCGUCAUGUUGAUUUUAUGUGCUCUAAUAAACAUCCGAACAUCAAAUUGUGA